Amborella trichopoda is the source of this 1569-nucleotide messenger RNA. It is a transcript of the gene CAD1, whose product is annotated as cinnamyl-alcohol dehydrogenase. The record is from RefSeq and is a predicted model, not a curated record. Gene Ontology annotation, molecular function: oxidoreductase activity, acting on the CH-OH group of donors, NAD or NADP as acceptor; zinc ion binding. NCBI's taxonomy places the organism in Eukaryota, Viridiplantae, Streptophyta, Magnoliopsida, Amborellales, Amborellaceae.
AUCAUCUGUCAACGCCCAUUGCGUAAUGCCUGGCGCCCACCCGCUUAGUCGCGCUACUAUUUAAGACACUCAUGUCUCCUUUGUCUUGACCUUACUCCCUCUCUUUCUCCUCCUAAUCACAAUCAAACUUUCAUUUUCUCUGCAUAUAUUGUCCAUUAAUCUCUCUCUGCAGUACUUUGUUUUGGUUCAGGGGAAGAGUGAUAUUUGUCUAACCAUGAAUGAGAACUGUGUUGGAUGGGCUGCUAGAGAUGCAUCUGGCUUUUUGUCACCUUACAAUUUUAGCCGCAGGGACCCUGCUCCUGAUGAUGUUUCAUUGAGGAUUACUCAUUGUGGGGUUUGCUAUGCGGAUGUCCUAUGGACGAGGAACAAGCUCGGUGACUCAAAAUAUCCAUUGGUGCCUGGGCAUGAGAUUGUUGGAGUUGUCAAAGAGAUCGGUUCAAAUGUCAGUGGUUUCAAAGCUGGUGAUCAUGUUGGGGUGGGAACAUAUGUCAACACCUGCAGGGAUUGUGAAUAUUGUGAUGCGAAAUUAGAAUGCUACUGCUUUAAGGGCUUAACCUUUACAUUUAAUGCCAUUGAUGUGGAUGGUACAAUAACAAAAGGAGGAUACUCAAGCCACAUUGUAGUUCAUGAGAGGUAUUGUUACAAAAUACCGGACAACUACCCAUUAGCCUCAGCUGCACCAUUACUCUGUGCGGGGAUCACUGUGUAUUCUCCUAUGAUACGCCACAAGAUGAAUCAACCAGGAAAAUCUUUGGGUGUGGUUGGCCUUGGAGGGCUUGGUCAUAUGGCAGUCAAGUUUGGGAAGGCUUUUGGUUUGAAUGUAACAGUCUUCAGUACCUCUAAAUCGAAGAAAGAUCAAGCUCUAAAAGUACUUGGAGCUGACAAAUUCAUACUCUCAUCUGACAAGGAGGAGAUGGAGAGUGUGGCCAGAAGUCUGGAUUUCAUAAUUGAUACAGCCUCCGGUGACCACCCAUUCGAUGAAUACCUCUCUCUCUUAAAGACUGCUGGCACUAUGGCCUUGGUUGGGUUUCCGAGUGCAAUCAAAAUCCAUCCUGUAAGCCUCAAUAUGGGGAUGAAGACUAUAUCCGGGAGUACAACGGGAGGAACUAAAGAAACGCAGGAAAUGCUCGAUUUUUGUGCUGCUCAUCAAAUAUUCCCAAUGACUGAAGUCAUUCCGAUCCAGUACAUUAAUGAAGCAUUAGAGAGGAUGACUAAAAAUGAUGUGCAAUAUCGUUUCGUGAUUGAUAUCGAGAAUUCAUUAAUGUAAAAGCAAAUAGGAAACAUUCUACCUUGGAGCUGCUCACACUUGGCUCCUUCUUUUUGGGCUGUCAUGGGAUUCGCGGCCAUUGCUACACCUUGGAUGUAAGAAUGAAACCUCAAAGCCACUAUGGAACUUGUCUCUCAUUUAAGUUUAGAGAGAGAGAGAGGAUCAAAGACUUAUUAAGAGAGAGAGAGAGAGGAUCAAAGACUUAUUUCAAGCAUCGCUGAUGCUGAAAAGCGUUGAUCCUCUUUACCGGAAGGAACCGAGAGAGAUGGGUACUAAUUUUUUAUGGUUUGAGUUGGUCAGUA